Molecule: messenger RNA, 993 nt
Organism: Exophiala aquamarina CBS 119918
Lineage: Eukaryota; Fungi; Ascomycota; Eurotiomycetes; Chaetothyriales; Herpotrichiellaceae
Exons: 2
Coding region: 1-993 (330 amino acids)
Cellular component (GO): SUMO-targeted ubiquitin ligase complex
Molecular function (GO): ubiquitin-protein transferase activity
Source: RefSeq, a predicted model, not a curated record
AUGUCCCAGCCUCGAAGCCACCCAUCUCGCAAUCCCAGUCGGACCGCCAUCGACCUCACCCUUGAUAGCGAUUCCUCUACUGAUUACGACUCACUCCAUCAGCCCUCAUAUUCCAGUCGACGGCAGAGCAGACAUGUCUCCCGCUCGGAGAGGGGAAGUCGAGCCCCUCCCUUCAUUCAAAACACACGCGAAGAAACCCACGAGGUGAUAGAUCUGUCAGAUGAUUCGGACUUUCAGAUACAGGAAUUUGCCCCGACUGCCGACCGCCGACCCACACCUUUUCAACAAUCGUCGAGUCCUGAGGUUGAAAUUGUCCAUGAGAGACCCGUCCCGGGAGGCUCCCGACGUGUCAGCCCGGAGCGACGACAGAGACCAGGGAGACUUCCCGCUCUCUCUCCGCCCAUACCCUUCCCAUCUCCUCCUCCGAUGGAACGAGGUCCAUUUGGCUAUUUUCCCGAGAUCAUCCGGAGAUCGACUCAGUUUGUGCUUGGAAAUAUGUCUACUCCGUGGCAAGUGCCACAAGACCAUAGGGAGCAAUUGCGGCAAAUCAACGAGCAGGCUCGUCAGCGCCAUGAAUUCCGAGACGACGUCAUCAUCAAUUUCGAUUACCGCCAGCCCGCCUUCGCCCUAGGAGGACUUGAAAUGUAUGAGCGCAAUUCAGAGACUCCUCAGGUAGUACAAGAGCCAUACAAGGCUCCAACUCCCGCUAAAGAAGGAUUUAUCAGGACUUUCGCCGAGGACUCGGUGGUGUUGUGUCCUAUGUGUGAUGACGAGCUGGCCACCGGGGGCAACGAUACCAAGCAACAAGUGUGGGUAGUCAAGGGCUGUGGCCAUGUGUACUGUGGGGAUUGUGCCACCAAUCGCCACGUUUCAAAAUCGAAGAAAGACAAGAAAGCUGCAUCUCUGAAAUCAAUCCCUUUCAAGAUAUGUGCAGUUGAGGGGUGCGACACCAAAGUUGGACACAAAACUGCAAUGUUCCCUGUUUAUCUAUGA